AUGAACUGUGCACAUAAGGUGCUCGAUAAAAUGUCUGUGAAAAGAGCAUUUUCGACUGGAAUGAUGGAAGGGGUCUCGAUGGGGCAGUUGCUUCGAUCGUUUUAUGAACCACAAGAUCUUAUCGUGAAAACGUCUACUCAAAACCACAAGGUUUCUGCUAUUUUGGUGUUCGGAGACUCCACUUCUGAUCCUGGAAACAACAACUACAUUCUGACCCCUUUCAAGGGCAAUUUCCCACCUUAUGGGAGAGAUUUUGCAAACCAAAAAGCGACAGGGAGGUGUACCAAUGGAUUGCUAACCAGUGACCUUAUUGGAGGUAGAAUGGUUGCAAUGGAAGGACCAACUGGAAAAAUUUCUGAAGAACAGAGGCAAAGAAAGAAACACAAUCCUAAUUUUCGAAUUUUUUGGUAA
Molecule: messenger RNA, 411 nt
Organism: Lactuca virosa
Lineage: Eukaryota; Viridiplantae; Streptophyta; Magnoliopsida; Asterales; Asteraceae
Source: the annotation of a GenBank genome assembly